Molecule: messenger RNA, 4720 nt
Organism: Conger conger (European conger)
Lineage: Eukaryota; Metazoa; Chordata; Actinopteri; Anguilliformes; Congridae
Product: hepatocyte growth factor-regulated tyrosine kinase substrate-like
Exons: 21
Coding region: 125-2431 (768 amino acids)
Molecular function (GO): phosphatidylinositol binding; ubiquitin binding; metal ion binding
Source: RefSeq, a predicted model, not a curated record
GAGUUAACAUGCGUAUCACGUGAGGGAGCCUCAUGAACUCUACGCCACAGAAAGCAGGAAGUGCCGAAGAAAUACAAGCCAACGUACGAUUUCGCCACCAAGUCCCUGAAAUCUAUUUUCAGAAAUGGGUAAAGGCGGGGGUGCAUUUGAGAGACUACUGGAUAAGGCGACCAGCCAGCUGCUGCUGGAGACGGACUGGGAGUCGAUCCUGCAGAUCUGUGACCUCAUCCGCCAGGGCGAUGCUCAGGCGAAGUACGCCAUCGGAGCCAUCAAAAAGAAGCUGAGCGACAAGAACCCCCAUGUGGCCCUGUAUGCGCUGGAGGUGCUGGAGUCGGUGGUGAAGAACUGCGGUCAGACUAUUCAUGACGAGGUGGCGAGCAAACAGACCAUGGAGGAGCUGAAGGACCUUCUCAAGCUGACGGAGCCGAACGUGCGGAAUAAGAUUCUCUACCUGAUCCAGGCCUGGGCCCACGCCUUCCGUAACGAACCCAAGUACAAGGUGGUUCAGGACACCUACCAGAUCAUGAAGGUCGAGGGUCACGCCUUCCCUGAGCUGAAGGAGAGCGAUGCCAUGUUCGCAGCAGAGAGGGCUCCUGAUUGGGUAGAUGCGGAGGAGUGUCAUCGGUGUAGAGUUCAGUUUGGGGUCGUGACCAGAAAGCAUCAUUGCAGGGCGUGUGGGCAGAUCUUCUGUGGGAAGUGCUCCUCCAAGUACUCCACCAUCCCCAAGUUCGGCAUCGAGAAGGAGGUGCGCGUGUGCGAGCCCUGCUUUGAGUUCCUCAACAAGAAAGCAGAGGGUAAAGCAGCAGCUGCCCCUGGCUCUUCAGAGCUCCCCCAGGAGUAUGUGGCCAGCCCUCUGUCCCAGCAGUCUCAGGUAGUGGUCAGUGGAACAACGCCCCCCAAGAGAGACGAGGCGGCCCUGCAGGAGGAGGAGGAGCUACAGCUGGCCAUCGCCCUAUCACAGAGCGAAGCUGAGGAGAAGGCCAGGAUGAGACAGAAGACCUCCUAUACCCUGUACCCCAAAGCCGACCCCACCCCAGUGACUUCAUCGGCACCCCCUGUCAGCUCCCUGUACUCUUCCCCUGUGAACUCAUCUGCCCCCCUGGCUGAAGACGUGGACCCGGAGUUGGCGCGUUACCUGAACAGGAGUUACUGGGAGAAGAAACAGGAAGAGGUCCGCAGGAGCCCCACCCCUUCCGCCCCAGCCCCUGUCCCAUUGGCCGAGCCCCUGCCAGUCAGCCAGAUCACCCAACCGGUGGAGAGCCAGGCCCCGGCCCCGGCCCCAGCCCCGACCACAGCCCCUCCCGUCAGCGUGGUGGAGCUGCAGUACCAGAACGGGGAGUCGGAGGAGAACCACGAGCAGUUCCUGAAGGCGCUGCAGAACGCGGUCACCACCUUCCUCAACCGCAUGAAGAGCAACCACAUGCGCGGUCGCAGCAUCACCAACGACAGCGCCGUGCUGUCGCUCUUCCAGUCCAUCAACAACAUGCAUCCGCAGCUGCUGGAGGUGCUCAACCAGCUGGACGAGAGACGCUUGUACUACGAGGGGCUGCAGGACAAGCUGGCGCAGGUCCGGGACGCGCGGGCGGCGCUGAACGCCCUGCGGGACGAGCACCGCGAGAAGCUGCGGCGGGCGGCCGAGGAGGCGGAGCGACAGAGGCAGAUCCAGCUCGCCCACAAGCUGGAGAUCAUGAGGCAGAAGAAGCAGGAGUACCUGGAGAUGCAGAGGCAGCAGGCGAUCCAGCGGCUGCAGGAGCAGGAGAAGGAGAGGCAGCUGAGACUGGAGCAGCAGAAGCACACCAUUCAGAUGAGAGCACAAAUGCCUGCCUUCUCCCUGCCCUACGCCCAGAUGCAGUCCCUGCCGCCCAGUGUGGCCGGGGGGGUGGUGUACCAGCCGGCGGGCCCCCCCAGUUACCCCGGGACCUUCAGCCCCUCAGGGUCGGUGGAGGGGUCCCCCAUGCACACGGUCUACAUGAACCAGCCUGGCCAGCCAGGCGCCGGGGCCUACCAGGGACCCCCUGUCUCUGCCACAGACCCUAACAUGGUGAACGCCUACAUGUACCAGGCUGCCGGUUCCCCCGGGCAACCAGCUGUCCCAGGGCAGGCUGUGCCCACCACAACCCCCGCCUACUCCAGCUACCAGCCCACGCCCACACAAGGUUACCAGAGUGCAGUGUCCCAGGCCCAGAACAUGCCCCCCAUGUCCCAGGCUGCUCCCACAAACGGCAUGGCCUACAUGGGCUACCAGCCCUACAACAUGCAGAACAUGAUGGGUCAGGAUCCUAACAUGGCCGCCCAGCAAGCCUACAUGCCUGCAGGACAACCGCCCAUGUACCAGCAGAUGGCGCCCCCUGGUGGUCCCCAACAGCAGGGCCAGCAGCAGCCCCAGGCACCUCCAGCCAGCAGCGAGGCUCAGCUGAUCUCAUUCGACUGAGUCCCGACACACUACAUCCCAAUUACUGCACCCCCUCCAAUGCUUAACUGAUACCCCCCCCUCCCUCCCCCCCCCCCCAACCCAGCCCCCUCCCCAAACUCACCUCGCCCGGAGGCAGUGAGUGACACGGACUGAAUGAGCGAGAAACUUGCGUUCUCUCUCGCAUCGAGUAGCCCCGGAUCGUUCUGCCAGGUUCCCGCACCGCAGGAAAAACCCAAGUCCUCUCUCCGGGGGCUUAAGUCCAAUCUAAGACUCCUCGGACUCCACUGCUUGUCCCAUCUCUGGUCCUUAGGUGUUUGGUCAUGAACGGAACUAGAAGUGUCGAUGAGUACUCUUGUUUAACCCAUCGAAAAUUAAUCCAACGUAAGCAAGUACAUUAAAAAGAGACCCAAAUUUUGGUGUAAUUUUUCUUUUUCUUUUUUUUUUGUUUCUUUCCAUAAAGCCGGGUCGUAUGUACAUCAGAGCAGCAGAAGUAGGUGCCGUAGUUUCUUUUGAAAGGAAGGCUCGCUCGUGAUUAGGUGAAAUUGUCUUGGCAAGGGGAGGGAUCAGAAUUUGAAACGGCGCUGGGGAGGUGUCCGAGUCAGCGACUGACAAUCCCGCUCCUUCCUGGAGGGCCGCAGUGUGCUGCUAAAGCACGAGGGAUGAAUUUAAGUCUUUCAUUGGCUAAAGCGUCCACAGACCUUGCUCUCAAGGCCUUAAUUGGCUGCUGAUUUUAAAGGAAAACACAAAUACCAGCAGACAGUGCGGCCCUCCAGGACCGGAGUUUGCCACUAUUGCCCAAGACCAUUCCUGACGGAAUCUGGGCAACGUCAACAUUCCACUGUGCAGUUAGUCCCACUCCCAGUGACUGAAGGGACAGCAUGUUCUUUGUUUUUAAUAGCUUUUUCGAAGAAAAAGACUCUCGAAACCUUCGAAACGGCUGAUCCGUGUGCCUCCGCACUCACUCCACGCCACCCGCGGUUUAAUGCCUUUUGUAUGCGACUAGAGUUUGAGUACGGGCCAAUUAGUUGUCGUCAAAUUGUUUCUACAAGUGAUUUUUUUUGGAGGGGAGCGGAUUGCCUUUACUGAUGGCAUUAACAGGCUUGACAGGGAGUAAUUUGAUACCUGAGCGUUCCUCAGGAGUCUGGUGCUGUCUGUGGCACAGUGCCAGUGUAGGUAUGGCAGACUUCGCCUUCUCCAGUAAUGGCGCCUGGACUGUGAGCACAAGUGUGACUCAGCGAGUCUACGGUUUAAUGUGUGUGAGGGAGCGGAUGAUGCACACAGUCCAUGGUUUAAUGUGUGUGAGGUAGCGGAUGAUGCACACAGUCCAUGGCUUAAUGUGUGUGAGGUAGCGGAUGAUGCACACAGUCCAUGGUUUAAUGUGUGUGAGGGAGCAGAGGAUGCACACUGUCCAUGGUUUAAUGUGUGUGAGGUAGCAGAGGAUGCACACUGUCCAUGGUUUAAUGUGUGUGAGGGAGCGGAUGAUGCACAAGGUCCAUGGCUCGGUACCAGGCAGAGGAUUAAUAUAAUUUGUGUUUGAGAGAGGAUGCGGUUUCUCCCAGCAUCCACCCUGCUGUGUCAUUUAGGAAAACUCACUCCGAUGCCGGGGUCCAGUCAGAGCUGGAGAAUGGAGGGGCCUGUAUUCAGAAUUACCUUUAUUUAGCUGUUGCUUUUAUUUAAAGCGCCUUACAGUUGAUUAGACUAAGCAGGGGCCUUGCUCAAGGGCCCAAAAGCUGUGCGGAUCUUAUUAUGGCUACACUGGGGCUUCAACCACCAACCUUUCCGGGGCCCAGUCAUGAGCCUUAGCCACUAGGCUACAGGUUGCCCCAGCAUGUCUGUAAUAUGUACACAAGACCAGUAACUUCUGUAACCCACCAUGUCUGUGAUCAUUUUUCCAUCAUACUGCUCGGUCUGCAUUUUAAAAAUACCAUAUUUAAUGAAUAUCCUGCUCUUCUGUGGUCUUUGUUUGUUGCAACCUGUUUUGUUUGUCACUUGUGUAUACUUAACAUAAUUACAAAGAGACCACUGCUGAGCCAGUUAGUUUGUGUGUUUUCUGCUCAUAAUGACACAUCUAUCAAUUGGUGAUAUAUUAAGGGAGUAGCUUUGUUUGGCCUUUUGUCUGGAAUAAGAUGUGUGUUUGUGAAUUGAAGUGCUUUCAGAACAAUGUACUUACUUCACUGAGAACUGGAAACACUUCCACCAGUCAUAUUAUCUUAAAUUGCAUGUCUUGUUCUUGAUAAGCAGACCCGGAAGGCAAAAUGGAAUAUUGUGCUGAUAAAUAUUAAACUUUUCAUGUCAGUUUAAUUUAAA